Panonychus citri (citrus red mite) is the source of this 3447-nucleotide messenger RNA. RefSeq lists its product as uncharacterized. Gene Ontology annotation, molecular function: heme binding; monooxygenase activity; iron ion binding. The record is from RefSeq and is a predicted model, not a curated record. Lineage: Eukaryota; Metazoa; Arthropoda; Arachnida; Trombidiformes; Tetranychidae. The transcript has 6 exons. Bases 190 to 3213 code for a protein of 1007 amino acids.
AAGAGACAGAUAAGGUAUAUUUUCAUAUUCUGUCUUUGAUUGUAUUUGAUCGGUUUCUAGUGUCAACACGUCGACAAAUUUUUUCCUUCUGUUAUAAAUACACUAUAAAAACGUUUUUGAUGGCAAAUAUUUAAAGUCGCUUUAUGAAAGAUCAGCCUUGUUUACUAUGGUCUAGAGCCUAGAUGAAUAAUGUUCACCUCAGCACAAUUAACGCCUACUCAAUUCAUUCUCUUAUUCGUUACAAGUUUCAUCACUUUGGUCAUUUUUUAUGUCAAACGAAAACACGCAUUUUGGGAACGUCAAAAUGUCAAAGGUCCUAAGCCGACAUUUAUAUUUGGUAAUACAUUCGAAAAUCUGAAGUAUUCAUUACCCGAAAUGUAUCGAAAUUAUGAUGAAAAAUAUGGAAAAGUUUUCGGUACAUAUGAUGGAUUACAACCUCAUUUGAACAUUGGUGACUCAGAAAUACUGCGCACCAUUUGCGUGAAAGAUUUCACAGUUUUCCCUGCGAGUUUUCAUACUGUUUAUCUCAAUCCGGUAGAAGAAAAUUUCUUGACUUUUAUUUCUGGUCCCAAAUGGAAACGAAUGCGAUCAAUGUUAUCGCCAACCUUUACUACGGGAAAAAUGAAGAAAAUGUUCAAGCUCAUCAAAAGUUGUGCUCAAGAUGCAAAGGCAGCUUUAACGAAAUUAUGUAAAAUCGAGAAUGGUGCCUUUGAACCGAAAACGUUCUGGGGACGUUAUAAUACGGAUGUAAUCGCUAAGUGUUGUUUCGCUGCUAAUCUCGAUGUUUACAGUGAUGAGAAUAGUACUUUACAGCAGAACUUUACUGAAUUGUUCACAACAGAGAUAAGUAGAAUUUUGUUUAUUUUCUUGGCACCUGAAUGUUUGCAAAACGCGCUUAAAAUCUCGUUAUUUCGAACUAAAAAUCUUGAAUAUUUGAGAGAUUUAUCUUUGGCUUUAAUCGAGAAACGGAAAACUGAGAAAGAAAAAGUCGAAGAUUUCCUUCAAAGCUUAAUUGAUUCAGAAUCAUCAGAAGUCGACAACACUAAGAUAGAUACAGAAAAAGUAAAAUUGACCUCAGAAGAGAUCGUUUCAUCUUCACUCGUUUUCCUUAUCGCAGGAUUCGAGACUACUUCGACUCUAUUAACUUGGGCUUGUUAUCGGCUCUCACUCAAUCCCAAUAUUCAAGAAAAACUAUUCAAUGAAGUCAGUAAAGCCGACAUACAAGAUUAUGAUGUUCUUAGUGGUCUUACUUAUCUCGAUGCUGUAAUUAAUGAGAGUUUAAGAAUUGAUCCUCCAAUCAUUGUUUUCCAACGAACUGCUCAUGAAGACUACACAUUACCAGGAACUAAUAUUUUCAUCCCAAAACAUACUCGAAUUACUAUCCCUGUUUAUGCGAUUCAUCAUGAUCCAGAUAAUUACAGUGAUCCUGAAGAAUUUAAGCCAGAACGAUUUAUCAACGAAUCACCGAAACCCUUCACAUUCUUACCAUUUGGAGCUGGACCUCGAAUUUGUAUUGGAAUGAGAUUCGCUCUUAUCAACGCCAAACUUUCCUUGGCAACUCUAGUUCGAAAUUACAAAAUUCUACCAACUCGUGAAACCCCAACCCCAAUGAGCCUCAACUAUGACAAAGGAUCGCUGGUUCUAAUGGCACAGCAAUUAAAAUUAAAAAUUGAGCCCCGAUCUUGUAAAGGUGAAAUGUUGGAAUCUUUAAUCGCCCAAUGGAUCUUGUUGAUCUUAACUGCUUCCAUCAGCUGGUUUCUCUUCUUUGCUCGAUCAAAACAUACAUACUGGACACGCCAAGGAAUCAAAGGUCCCAAACCUACAUUUGUGAUUGGAAACACAUUCUCUGGUUUGGAUAAGUCGGUUGUUGAGAUUCUCACAAGCAGAUACAAUAAAUAUGGAAAAGUUUAUGGUGUCUACGAUGGCCUACAACCUCAUCUUGUGGUCGGCGAUCCGGAACUUCUUCGUCAUAUUUGUGUUAAAGAUUUCCAUAUUUUCCCUCAAAGCUUCCGAUUCGCUUCUCUCCAUCCGAUCGAGGAAAGUUUUCUAAUCAACGUUUGUGGUGACAAAUGGAAACGAAUACGAUCCCUGUUGACACCUACAUUUUCUUCCGGCAAACUAAAGAAAAUGUUCUCAUUGAUGAAAGUUUGUGUCCAAGAUGCUAAGUCUCAGUUAACAUUGAUGACCACUUCUAAGGAAGAUGAUUCCGUCGGGAUGGAAGCUCAAUUUGAUCCGAAAUACUUUUGGGGACGAUAUAAUAUGGACGUUAUUGCAAAGUGUUGCUUUGCUACGAGUUUGAACGUUUACGAUAACUCAGAUGAUAUUUUUCUCCGGAAUUUCACUGAAUUUUUCCAAGGUAAUCCUUUCAAGUUGCUGAGUUUCGCUGUUGCUCCAGGCUGGAUUCUUAAAGCGUUAAAGUUGAGCUUUUUCCCGACCAAGAAUCUUGAAUUUUUGAGAGAUCUGACAUUAGCCUUGAUUGAGAAGCGUAAAAACAAAGAUAAUAAAGCCGAUGAUUUCUUACAAUUACUUCUCGAUCUGGAAAGUGAAAACGAACCUGACAAAGAAAGUGAAUCGUCGACAGGAAAAAAGUCACAAUUAACUUCCGAUGAGAUUGUUGGAGCAUCAAUCAUUUUCCUUGUUGCCGGUUACGAGACAACAUCAACUCUACUAACUUGGGCUUGUUAUCGACUUGCUACUAAUCCAGAGAUUCAAGAGAAACUUUUCCAAGAAGUUUCCAAUUCUGAUAUUUUCGAUUAUGAAGUUUUAAAUUCUCUUCCUUACCUUGAUGCUGUAUUAUCGGAAACCCUUCGAAUAGAUUCACCAAUCAUCAUGUUCCAAAGACAUGCUCAUGCAGAUUAUAUUUUACCUGGAACAAGCGUUAAGAUUGAAAAAGGAACUCCGGUUACCAUUCCUAUUUAUGCCAUUCAUCAUGAUCCCGAACAUUAUCCUGAACCCGAAAUUUACGAUCCAAAUCGAUUUCUUAAUGGAUCAGUUAAGCCUUUUACCUUUUGUCCCUUUGGAGCUGGUCCUCGAAUCUGUAUUGGAAUGAGAUUCGCUCUAAUUAAUGCAAAACUUUCCUUAGCAGUUUUAAUCCGUAAUUUUUGUCUUUUCACAACUGAUGCAACUCCAGUGGACUUUAAAUACGGCAAAGCAACAAUCAUAUUAACAGCAGAAGAUUUGAAAUUAGGCCUUAAACCAAGAACGAGCACUUGAUAUCUUAACCCAAAAUCGAUAACCUUUCUCGCCUUGUCUUACCUAAAGAUUCAAAAUCUUACCUUCAUUUAAUCAGCUCAUCUUUACUCAUCUUUGGAUCAACUUUAGCAACUCAAUUUGCUCAAAUGAUGAAGUUCAACUUUUCUUAAUCUACACAACCAAUUUACUAUUAAUAAGUUAUAAAGUAAAUAACAAUCUUCUAUUGUAAUAAAAUCUUUUUCACAUUUUCUUUAA